This is a messenger RNA of Kwoniella botswanensis, 513 nucleotides long. RefSeq lists its product as uncharacterized. The record is from RefSeq and is a predicted model, not a curated record. Bases 1 to 513 code for a protein of 170 amino acids. The transcript has 3 exons. Lineage: Eukaryota; Fungi; Basidiomycota; Tremellomycetes; Tremellales; Cryptococcaceae.
AUGAGCACAAGAGGGAACUCAGCCAACAUAGUUUGGAGUCAUGUAUCUCAAGUGCAAAUUGAGAUAUCUCACGAAUUCAAUACGUCCUUCGCUCGUUCUACCGAUAAAUCUCAAUCUGCCCGAUCGUCUUGUCUACAAGAAGCGUUCGAUACAGUCAGACGAUCAAAUCUCGAUUGGUUUCUCAAUAGAACUUUGAGAGAUAAAUACCAAGAAUACAAAACCAACGUUCUAAAGGCGGCUAUUGAGCCUGAGAAAAUAUGGGAUGAUAAUCAUACUGUCGAUCAAUUGUUAGCAAGUAAAGGAUCAGAGUACCUUAACUCACUUCUCAGUCUACAAAGCUCACGAUCAGAGAAUUCAGGCAACAAAGGCAUCCAGUCCGUUUCUCCCAUUCCCGAAGCCAGCGAGAGCGAAGAUGCGGCUAUCUCUACCUGGAUUGACGGGAUUGAAAUGUUGAGCAAAGAUGUGAAGUCUGAUACGUGGCCUACGACUAAUACCAGGUCCAGUCAGAUGUAG